CGCCCACGUCACCGCGCCGAGCGCACGUCACGCCGGCCCGACGCUCGGCCCAGGGUGAGCCCGCGUCCCGGCGCCGCCGGCCCAGGGCUGCGACCCGCACGGCGGGACCUCCCGGCCGGCGCCGCGUGCCCCGCGCCCGCCCGGAGCCAGAAAAAUCAGCUUCUGUGGAGGGUGCACAGCCAUAGCCUUGAUUUCCUGGAUCUGGUAACAUGGCAAAAGAUGCCGGUCUAAUUGAAGCCAAUGGAGAACUCAAGGUCUUCAUAGAUCAGAACCUGAGUCCUGGGAAAGGUGUGGUGUCCCUGGUAGCCGUCCAUCCGUCCACGGUGAACACGCUUGGGAAGCAGCUCCUGCCCAAAACCUUUGGACAGUCCAAUGUCAACAUCACACAGCAAGUGGUGAUCGGCACACCCCAGCGUCCAGCAGCGUCCAGCACAAUUGUGGUCGGAAGCCCACACACUCCGAGCACACACUUUGUGUCCCAGAGCCAGCCCUCUGAGUCCUCGCCGUGGUCUGCUGGGAAGCGGAACCGGAAGGGCGAGAAGCACGGCAAGGGCCUGCGGCACUUCUCCAUGAAGGUGUGUGAGAAGGUGCAGCGCAAGGGCACCACUUCCUACAACGAGGUGGCCGACGAGCUGGUCGCAGAAUUCAGCGCAGCUGACAACCACAUCCUGCCCAAUGAGUCCGCUUAUGACCAGAAGAACAUCCGGCGACGAGUCUACGAUGCCUUAAACGUGCUGAUGGCCAUGAACAUCAUCUCCAAGGAGAAGAAGGAGAUCAAGUGGAUCGGCCUGCCCACGAACUCGGCUCAGGAGUGCCAGAACCUCGAGGUGGAGAGGCAGCGGCGGCUGGAGAGGAUCAAGCAGAAACAGGCCCAGCUCCAGGAGCUCAUCCUGCAGCAAAUUGCCUUCAAGAACUUGGUGCAGAGAAACCGGCAGGCAGAGCAGCAGGCCCGCCGGCCCCCACCACCCAACUCCGUCAUCCACCUGCCCUUCAUCAUCGUCAACACCAGCAGGAAGACUGUCAUCGACUGCAGCAUCUCCAACGACAAAUUUGAGUACCUGUUCAACUUUGACAACACAUUCGAGAUUCACGAUGACAUCGAGGUGCUGAAGCGGAUGGGCAUGGCCUGCGGCCUGGAGUCUGGCAGCUGCUCCGCCGAGGACCUCAAGGUGGCGCGGAGUCUGGUGCCCAAAGCUCUGGAGCCCUAUGUGACAGAAAUGGCUCAGGGGUCCAUCGGAAGUGUGUUCCUCACAGCGGCAGGCUCUGCGUCCAACGGCACGAGGCUGUCUGCCAGCGACCUGAGCAACGGAGCAGAGGGGACACUGGCCACCAGCUCCAACGGGUCUCAGUACAGUGGCUCUCGGGUGGAGACGCCUGUGUCCUACGUCGGGGAGGACGAUGAGGAUGACGACGACUUCAAUGAGAAUGACGAGGACGACUGACACUGGAUGCCGUCUCCCUUCCUCUGUUCAGCUUCAGGAAUAAUUGUUUAGAAGAGAAACUUUUUAAUAUGAGUUUUUCUUUCUUUUUGGCCUUCCUCGAGAAGGCCCGGUGAGCUGUGGGUUUAGACGCACACCUCCGAUAAGCAAGGACUAUUCCGCACGGUUUGGAGACGUGCGUGCGUGCGUGCGUGCGUGCGUGCGUGUGUGUGUGUGUGUGUGUGUGUGUGUAUGCGUGUGCAUGUGUGGUGCCAGUGUGCUGAUGCAGAGCCUCUAUUUACCUUUUUUUUUCUACUUUGCCUUUAGUUCAGAGUUCAUUUCUGUCCCUCAGCAGUGCUUGCUGGGUUUCUCACAUUGUACUUCACCCAUGCCAGUGACCAUAACAAAAUGCUGCGCUGUCCUGUAGGACCCAGGUCUCGCGUCCUGUUUGCCGUGUGCUGGGUGGUGCCCCCUCUGGCGGACAGUGGGACUCCAUUGUGAAUCUUCCCUCUUAAAAUCACAUGGGAGCGGAAGAACCAAGCAGAUAGCAAACCUCUACUUUUAAAAUAUUGAGCACCAUAAAUUUUAUUAUGAUUUUGCUUUUCCUUAAAUUAUGUUAAUGUUGCAAACCCAUCAUACCUGCACACUUUUUCUGUUGUACCAACUAAUUGAGACUUGCUUUGUUUUUGUUUGGUAGAAGUUUUCUGCCGCGCUGGAGCAGCUGUGGAGUGUGUGGAAGGGUUAUUGCUUAUGAUAAAAUUUGCCUGAUUUCUUACAGGCCGCGUUUGGAAACUUUUUAUUAUAUAGUUGUUUACAUACUUAAGUCUAUCAUUUAAAGACAUGUACUGAAACAAAUGUUGUAUUUGUUUCCUAAGCAUCUUCAUGUAAUCUAUUAUAAAGUUGAAAUUAAACAUAGAGAAUGUUUUAACAGUUUUUUAACUCAAAAUUUGUCAAUCAUUUUUAAUAGUUCUUUUUUUAUAAAAAGAAAAGAAUUUAAGGACAGGCAGUAGUCUCUUUUAAAAUUUAUUCACAAAAAAACCGUUAACUGCACAGUUGCUGUUAGCUGCCUGUUCUGAAACAAUAGUCUUUUUAUUGAAACACAAAUAAACUUUUCUGUAAUAUUUUAUGGAAUAUAAAGAGACUUUAAUUGUUUGACUUUAACUUGGCACUGUUAGUUUUUAUUAAUAAAACGCGCAUGGGCAUUUUAAACAA
This is a messenger RNA of Cavia porcellus (domestic guinea pig), 2630 nucleotides long. RefSeq names its product transcription factor Dp-1 (gene Tfdp1). Lineage: Eukaryota; Metazoa; Chordata; Mammalia; Rodentia; Caviidae. The record is from RefSeq and is a predicted model, not a curated record. Gene Ontology annotation, cellular component: nucleus; transcription regulator complex. Gene Ontology annotation, molecular function: RNA polymerase II transcription regulatory region sequence-specific DNA binding; DNA-binding transcription factor activity, RNA polymerase II-specific. The transcript is spliced from 12 exons. Gene Ontology annotation, biological process: regulation of cell cycle; regulation of transcription by RNA polymerase II. The coding region runs from base 210 to 1442 and encodes 410 amino acids.